This is a messenger RNA of Rotaria socialis, 2169 nucleotides long. The record is from the annotation of a GenBank genome assembly. NCBI's taxonomy places the organism in Eukaryota, Metazoa, Rotifera, Eurotatoria, Philodinida, Philodinidae.
AUGAAGACAUCUGUGUCGCCAAGCAAAAGUGUUCGUUAUGAACUACCACAACAAGGUCUUCAACGAAACCGAUUUUUCACAGAUAUCCCCUGUUGUUUCAUCUUUCUCGUAUUCAUAAUCUUAUUUGUUAUUCUAAGUAUAUUUGCUUUUAAAGAAGGUGAUCCAAAACAACUUAUUCAUCCAACAGAUAAUCAAGGAAAUCUUUGCGGUUCAGGCAAAUUUCUUGAUCGACCAUAUUUAUAUUUUUUUGAUUGGACAAAAUGUAUCAAAGCACUAAAUAUUCCAGCUAAUAUGUUAAAAAGUCGUCCAUUUGUUUGUCCAACAACACAAGUUUGUGUUCAACAAUGUCCAAAUAAGACAUCUUACUAUAAAUUUGGAAACUAUUAUGCAAAUAGAAUAUGUAAAUACGAUGUGAAUGCAACUGAAACGAAUAAUGAAAAUUUAGUCGAUUCUGGAAAGUGUGCACCCUAUAUUAUAGCUAGUAAACCACUUUUUGGUCGAUGUGUUCCAGAAGAAUUGCAAAGUCUAACUAACAGUAUAAUUGAAACCGCAGAUGAUAAUGGUGAAAACAAGAUUGUAUAUGAUUCGAAUGGACAACCAUUAAACGGUACAAGUCUUGCACAGGGUGUGAAAUAUUUGAUUGACAUACUGAAUUUAAAACAAAUAGGAGCAUUUCUUGUCGAAGAUUUAACAGUAUCAUGGAAAUAUAUUUUAAUUGCUUUAACUUUGGCUUCGAUUGUAUCUUUUCUAUGGAUUGUAUUAAUGCGUUGGCUUGCAAAACCAAUUGUUUGGCUUGGCAUUAUUCUAUUUAUUUUUGCAUUAGGUAUUGCAACUGGCUUAGCAUUUUAUGAGUUCGAUCAACUUCGUAAAAAGAAUGAUAAUCAAAUAGUGACUGAAUUUAAAUUUGUUACUGAUGCUAAUUAUUAUCGAAGUCUACCAAUAACAUGGCUAAUUAUUGGUAUUAUAUUGGGUGUUCUUCUUCUUAUAUCAAUUUUAGUUCUUUUGGCAUUGCUUAAACGCUUACGAAUAGCUUUAGCUAUUCUUAAAGAAGCAUCUAAAGCUGUGGGCUAUAAUAUGUUCAGUCUUUUUUGGCCGUUUAUACCAUUUUUAUUACAAAUAGCAGUAUUUGUUUAUUGGGCUAUUGUUGCUGUUUAUUUGUCAACAUCGGGAAAACCUAUUUACCGUAUAGCCUAUAAUGAAACAGUAGCUAAUACAACUAAUAUAUUAUUGGGUGACAUAUGUGAUCCAAAUAAAUUGAAUAAUAUUAGUAGUUCGAAUAGCACAUGUGUUUUCUGGCAAUAUGGUUAUGAUCCACAACUAGAUUUAGAUAGUAUUCUCGAUGGAACUGGUACUCAUUUUAAAUCAUUUAUUAGCUUUGUUAAUCAACAUCAAUGGAUUCCGCAAGUCUUUUCUGCUUUUAUGUUAUUUUGGUUAACAGCUUUUGUUAUUGGAUUUAGUGAAUUAGUUCUCGCUGGUGUUUAUGCACGUUAUUAUUGGGAUCGAGAACGAUCUGGUGUUCCAUGUUCAUCUUUACUCGCAUCACUUUUACGUGCACUUGUGUUUCAUCUUGGCACAAUAGCAUUUGGUUCUUUACUUAUAGCAAUCGUUAAACUUAUUCGUGGUUUACUUGAAUAUUUGGAAGAAAAAGUGAAAGAUAAAACUGGAUCAAUUGCUCGAUGUGUAUUUUGUUGUUGUCGUUGUUGUUUGUUUUGUUUGGAGAAAUUUUUAAAAUUUCUUAACCGCAAUGCAUACAUUAUUACAGCUAUUUAUGGGACAGGAUUUUUUACAUCGGCACGAAGAGCGUUCCAUCUAAUUAUUUCCAAUCCUCUUCGUUUACUUGUUAUUGAUAAAGUAUGCGACUUUUUAAUAUUUCUUGGUAAAUUAUGUGUUACAGGUGCCAUUGGUAUUCUGGCUUUUUUCUUUUUUACACAUCGUAUCGCACACGCAGAAAAAUAUGUACCAGAAUUAAGAUAUUAUUUUGUGCCAUUAUUUUUAAUUAUUGUUGGUACAUACAUCAUUGCCACAUGUUUCUUCUCAGUUUAUUCAAUGGCAGUUGAUACAUUAUUUAUAUGUGCAAUACAAGAUAUACAGUUACACGAAAGUGAUAAUGGUCAUGAAUUAGUAAUGCCAAAAGGAUUGAAGAAAGUAUUUCAAAUGAAGAAAAACUGA